AAAAAAACUUCCUUCAUAUUCAUUUCGAGAGGAAGAAUCGCUGCUGUGAGCGACAGAGAAAGCGCAAGACAAACACGCACAUUCGCAGCAGUUGACUUCGGUGGGACUCGUAAAUCUCCGUUCGCUGCGAGACAUCCGCGCGAGUUUCUUCCUCAAAACUUCCCAAACAGCAAAGACGUGGAAGUUUUCUAACGGUCCCUCUACGCACCUGGACCAAAAGCUUUUGUGUGCUUUAGCUGGUUUAAACGUGACUCUUUUUUUCCUCGUUACCUUUGCAGAAACGCGCGCUGCACGAGAGAAAUCUGGCUGAGUGGCUUGUUUUGAUCAACUUCAGCGUGGGAUAUUUUCUAUGGAGAACGCUUGUUUUGGAGUAAUGUUUUACAAACCUAAAUAACUCCCACAAGAAGUGCACUUCAGCACAACCCAGUGCUCACAAUAACAUCCAGAGAUAGCUCUAUGCUGCCAGUGUUGAUGGGCCAGUGCUGCCCACAGCUGUGUGAAUGAGCUGACUCGGCCCAUCCUCCUCGCCCAGCUGCCGUGGCAUGACUUCUCUCAGGAUGAUGAAGUCAUGGCAUUUGCUUCUCCUGUGGGUUAUUCUAGCUCAGCUCCCCUUGGCCCACUCACGUCCUGCAGUAACCGAACAAGGUCACGCUGUAGCGUCUUCUGAGGAUGAGGAUGACGAUGAGUCAUCAUCAGAAGAGAACAAGCCGUCAAGUAGCCAGGAGCUCUUACCAAUGGCACCUCAUUGGGCCCAACCUGAAAAGAUGGAAAAAAAGCUUCAUGCUGUACCAGCCAGCAAAACGGUGAAAUUCCGAUGUCAGGCCGAGGGAAACCCGACUCCGAAACUACGCUGGCUCAAGAAUGGAAAAGAGUUCAAAAGAGACCAGCGCAUCGGGGGCUACAAGCUGCGGGAACACAUGUGGACCAUAAUCAUGGAGUCCGUGGUGCCCUCAGACAAGGGCAACUACACGUGCCUGGUGGAGAACGAAUAUGGAAGCAUCAAUCACACCUAUCAGCUGGAUGUAGUGGAGCGAUCGCCUCACAGGCCCAUCCUGUACGCUGGUCUCCCUGCAAAUCGAACAGCUGUGGUCGGCAGUGAUGUAGAGUUUGUUUGCAAGGUCUUCAGCGAUCCCCAGCCUCACAUUCAGUGGCUCAAACACAUAUAUGUGAACGGAAGCAAACUGGGACCUGAUGGACUACCUUACGUACGCGUCCUAAAGACGGCAGGCCUCAACACCACCGACAAGGAGAUGGAGGUGCUCCAGUUGAGGAAUGUGUCCUUUGAGGAUGCUGGGGAGUAUACUUGCUUGGCAGGCAAUUCAAUUGGGAUCUCCCAUCAUUCAGCUUGGUUGACCGUUGUCAAAGCCCCUACCACUCCCUCUGCAGUCCCCAGUCAGUCCUACCUGGAGGUGCUGAUCUACUGCGUUGGAUUCUUCCUCAUCUUCCUCAUGGUAGGAAUCGCCACCAUCGUCAAAGUCCACAGCUCCUCCAAGAAGAGUGACUUCAACAGCCAGCUGGCUGUCCAUAAGCUGGCCAAAAGCAUUCCUCUCCGCAGACAGGUGUCGGUGGAAUCCAGUUCCUCUCUGAACUCUGGUGUGAUGUUGGUCCGACCUUCACGACUCUCCUCCAGCGGGACGCCCAUGCUGUCAGGGGUGUCUGAGUACGAGCUGCCCCAGGACCCAUGCUGGGAGGUGCCCCGAGAGAGGCUUGUACUUGGGAAACCUCUGGGCGAGGGCUGCUUUGGUCAGGUGGUGAUGGGCGAAGCCAUUGGACUGGACAAAGACAAGCCCAACCGCAUAACUAAAGUUGCUGUGAAAAUGCUGAAAUCUGAUGCCACCGAGAAGGAUCUGUCUGACCUCAUCUCAGAGAUGGAGAUGAUGAAGAUGAUUGGAAAACACAAGAACAUCAUCAACCUGCUCGGAGCUUGCACCCAGGAUGGCCCUCUGUAUGUCAUCGUGGAAUACGCCUCUAAAGGAAACCUGCGGGAAUAUCUGCGUGCCCGCCGGCCGCAUGGCAUGGAGUACUGUUACAAUCCUGACCAGGUGCCUGUGGAGAGCAUGUCCAUUAAAGACUUGGUCUCCUGUGCCUACCAGGUGGCUCGUGGCAUGGAGUACCUGGCAUCCAAAAAGUGUAUCCACAGAGACUUGGCGGCACGCAAUGUACUUGUUACAGAGGACAGUGUGAUGAAGAUAGCAGACUUCGGUUUGGCCCGGGAUGUUCAUCACAUAGAUUACUACAAGAAGACUACAAAUGGCCGGCUGCCUGUCAAAUGGAUGGCACCUGAGGCUUUGUUUGACAGGAUUUACACACAUCAAAGUGACGUGUGGUCUUUUGGUGUUCUUCUGUGGGAGAUCUUCACUCUGGGGGGCUCGCCUUAUCCAGGAGUGCCAGUGGAAGAGCUCUUCAAGCUACUGCGGGAAGGUCAUCGCAUGGACAGACCCUCAGCCUGCACUCAGGAGAUAUAUCUAAUGAUGAAAGACUGCUGGCAUGCAGUUCCCACACAGAGGCCAACUUUUAAACAGCUGGUAGAAGACCUUGAUCGCACUCUGUCCAUGAUAUCCAAUCAGGAGUAUCUGGACCUUUCUGUUCCCCUGGAGCCCCUGUACUCUCAGGUCAUCCUGAAUGAACGGAGUUCCACCUGCUCCUCCGAGCCGGACUCAGUCUUUUUAAGAGAGUCUGGACCCGAAGAACCCUGCAUCCCUCCGACAGUCCCCUCACAACAAACCAUACAAUCCUUCAAAAAACGCUGACAGUAGAGAACACCUGCACCUCCAUGUUCACAGAAGACCUCUCUACAUCUUUCUGCUUUCUGUGACUCGUAAACUCUGCAGGCUCAGAGACUGAGGUCAGCCUGCGCCGUUCUAGCACAGAAACGCAAGCGGGAGGAAACGUUUCAUACCAGCAGACUCUCAAAAACAAGACUGAUCACAACAGAGAGUCUCACGUGGGGAACUAUCACACUUUCUGUCCAUCGAUUGUCCUUCAGAGGGUUCAAUCCUCACAAAUAAGAUGUUCAAAAAGCAUCACAGAAGGAUAAAAUGCUUAUCAACGGCAACAAAGUCAAUGGGGUGGAGAAAUAUUUCAUGUGUUACCCAGUGGAGUAUGUUGGCUUUGUAAAUGUGGUUAAAUUGUACAAAUAUGAAAUUCUAUAAACACAAUGGUUUUAUAUUACUAUUAUAAUUAUUAUUAUUUUUGUAUGAGCUUGUUUAUUCCUUUUUUUGUUCAAGAACAUGAUCCGCAGCACAGUGUUCUAACCAGUCACAACAGUGACGAACAACAUUUGUUGUUCUUUGCUUUAUUUUUAUUUCUACAGUCUGCAGUAUUGGCUUGACCAAUAGCUUGAAUUUGGAGCGGGAAUAUCUGUUUGUUUGACCAAUGGCAGAUGGAGUAAUCCUUUAGGAAACCUGUUUGGAAACAGUAUUUUUUUGCUCUUUGUCAAUGCUAGUUGUGCAGAAAUUACACACUUCACCUUUAAAUGUCAAAUAUGUUCUGGCUGGUUGUGAUUGUGUUGCAUUUUCUCUUUCACUGUGGAAAAAUGAAUAACUUAUGGUUAAAAAUUUAAUCUCGAGUCUGUAUAGAAGAUGAUGUCACAGAUUUAUGGAAGACUUAUGACUUAUCUAUAUGUUAAAAUAAGCUACAAAUGAAAUCUGUUACUCAUUGCUUGCAGUUACAAUCAUAAGGUGUGGUUACCUUUUGUUUGGUGUCCUGAAAGAGUAAAUUCAAGUGUGACUGAAUGUUUAGUAACUAUUAACAUGAAACAGCUGUUUAGCAUUAGCAUGGUGGUUGACAAUCUGUUAGCACCAGUUUCAGAGCAUUGCAUGUCUGUAGCUUCUUCAUAAUUUGAAGCUAGACUCUCAAACGACAGGGUUUAUAUGACAGGAUUGGCAACUUGUUGUGAGGAACAGUGCACAUUUUAUUCUCGAAUAGAGUUUUGAUGCAUUUGUGAUUGUUUAUGGUACGUCCUGAUGUGAAUUUCGAGGCAGUGGCCAUGCACUUAUAUUCAGGCUUUCAAUAAGCCGACUGAUACUGCCUUUCCUGUGGGAAUAUAAAUAAAAAUGUUAUAUAUAAAAUA
Cyprinus carpio (common carp) is the source of this 4072-nucleotide messenger RNA. It is a transcript of the gene fgfr1b, whose product is annotated as fibroblast growth factor receptor 1b. The record is from RefSeq and is a predicted model, not a curated record. Gene Ontology annotation, molecular function: fibroblast growth factor binding; ATP binding; fibroblast growth factor receptor activity. Lineage: Eukaryota; Metazoa; Chordata; Actinopteri; Cypriniformes; Cyprinidae. Gene Ontology annotation, cellular component: signaling receptor complex; membrane. Gene Ontology annotation, biological process: multicellular organism development; positive regulation of cell population proliferation; positive regulation of cell differentiation.